AUGCUUGCCUCGAGAAAGCGCCCAGCACCGCUGCUGAUCUUCAUCCUCCUGCUCGUCGUCGGCCUCUGGUGCCACAACAGAAGCUCCGACAGCGCCUACGCACAAUGGCUCGCGUCGGCUGAGUCGCACUCGGCAAAAGCCCCAGCAAACAGCACUCUGGGCUUCGGCACCGUCCUCGUCGUGUCCAAACAAGGCUCCGCCCGUCGAAGGCCGCUAAUCCAAGCCGCCAACGUCACUGAAAUCGACCUCACCAUCCCCCAGCAGCCAGAGUGGACAGAAGGCGACGUCCAGCGCUUCAUCAACGGCCACUCCAAUACCCAGAAGGGCUCCAUCCUGGCCUGGCUUGGCCAUCACAAUGCCCUGCGCUGGUUCCUGGAUUCUGGCCUCGAGACGGCACUCAUCCUCGAAGACGACGUCGACUGGGACAUUCGUCUGCGCAGCGUCCAGAUACCGCUGGCGGCAAGCGCGACCCGCCAGCUCCUUCCCCCGGUACGCUCACGCCACCCCAACAUCAACAAGAACCCAAACCGCACCCAGUACUGGGGCGACCAGGAUGGCUGGGAUGUUCUCUAUCUCGGCCACUGCGGCGACUACUUUGAUGUCGUCGAGGAAGACGGCCCCAAGACCGAUCGCCAGUCGUACAACUUGAGCGCCAUAGCCCACAAGCUGUACCACGACCCCACCAUGCCCUCUUGGCUCGACCUGCAUCCCUUUACCCAGGCCCUCUUCCGCCUGUUGGGCAUGCCCGAGCGGACCCGCGUCAUGCACCGCUCCAAACUACCCCUCUGCUCCUUUGGAUACGCCGUUACCCGCCAAGCUGCCGAACGGCUCCUCAACGAUCUUGCACCCCCAAAACUCAAGAAGAACGGAGCCCGUGCCUUUGACGUCGCCCUCUUGCACGCUUGCAACAAGGGAGAGAACACUCCCUCGCCAACCCCCGAGUGGCAGCAUCCUAAGAAUUCGCCCGACCCCAAGCUACGAAGCAAAUACCCGAGCCCCGGACUGCGCUGCUGGACACUGAAUUCGGAGCUGUUCCACCACAUGCCUGGUAUGAGCGAGAUCGACAUGUUGAGCGCACUAUCCGGCGAGAAGCCCGGUCUGCCGCCGGUAGAUCGUGCAGCCCAAGCCCAGGUCGUCUCGCGAAACGAAACCACCAACAUCGACUGCGGUUUCUGGAGCGGCGCCUUUGCCUUUGACAACAACGACACAGAGCGCCUUCACUUCCUACAAGAAAAGGUUGGGCGGCAAGGUGUCUGUCUCAAAGACAAGAGACAGCAUGAAGACGCGUUUUAUCAGCCACAAACCGCCCUGGACUAA
Molecule: messenger RNA, 1317 nt
Organism: Bipolaris maydis ATCC 48331
Lineage: Eukaryota; Fungi; Ascomycota; Dothideomycetes; Pleosporales; Pleosporaceae
Product: glycosyltransferase
Source: RefSeq, a predicted model, not a curated record